UUUUAGCUCAGCUCAGUUCGCUACUCGCCGCCAACCAGUGUGGACGUGAAAUUGUGAAAGGCUGCCGGGAUUUUCGGAGAGAAUCUAAGAAAAAUUAAGCAACUGUGAGUGGAAGGAAGACAUAGAAAAAAAGUGUUGAUAACUCUGUGAGAGUGAUUUUUUUUUUAAAGAGGUUUGGGCUUCCUGCAGACAGCCAGACAAGUGUCGAACUCGGAGAAGCUGAAGGUGAAGCGAUUGUUUAUCGAUCUAGAGAAUGACUACAGGUGCCAAAGGAUGGCUAACGUGUCGCCAAGUGCUGAACAUCAUGGUCAUAUUCGGCUUCAUGCUGAACUAUGCGCUGCGAGUCAACUUCACCAUUGCGAUCGUAGUGAUGGCCAAAACGUUGAAAAAUCUUACGGAGGGCGCCGGCGGUGACGAUCUGGGCAACGGAACGGCCCUGGCUUUGUCCGGGGUGACUUCGACCACCGAGGAAAGCGUAAUUGCUGAAGAGGACAAAUUCGAGUGGGAUGCCUACCAGCAGAACCUGAUGCUGGGAAGCUUCUUCUGGGGUUACGUGCUGACGGAACUUCCGGGAGGUCGUCUGGCGGAGAUCAUUGGAGGACGGCGCGUGUUCGGAUACAGCAUGCUGUUCGCUAGUGUACUAACCUUGCUUACUCCCAUAGCUGCCUACACCAAUUAUAUUGCGGUUGUUAUAUUGCGAGCCGUUCUAGGAUUCUUCCUGGGAGCGUCCUGGCCAGCGAUUCACCCGCUGACUGCAGUCUGGAUUCCGCCCAUGGACAGAUCCAAGUUUAUUGCCAACAUGAUGGCAUCGUCGCUGGGUGCGGCCAUUACCAUGCCAAUCUGCGGCUAUCUGAUCGCUACGAUCGGCUGGCAGUCCGUGUUCUACUUCACCGGAGGAUUAGCCCUGCUGUGGUCGAUCACCUGGUUCUUGGUGGUCUUUGAAACCCCGGCUUCUCACCCUCGUAUCACGGCUGAAGAGCGUAACGAGAUCGAAACCGCCAUCGGUGCCGGUUCCAAGGCUAAGAAGCCCACGUACGUGCCCUGGAAGUCGAUCAUUACCUCGCCUCCGGUCUGGGCUAUCAUCCUGACUCACGGUGCCUCGGUGUUUGGUUUCUUCACCGUAGUCAACCAACUGCCCACCUACAUGAAGUACAUCCUGAACUUUAACAUCAAGGAGAAUGGUCUGCUGUCAUCGUUGCCCUACUUUGGAAAGUACGCCAUGGCUGUCCUCUCGUCGCACCUUGCUGAUCAUCUGCGCAAAACCGGCGCUCUGACCACCACCGCUACCCGCAAGAUCUUCACCGCGUUCGCCGUGAUGACGCCCGGCUUCCUGAUGAUCGUGCAGGUGUACAUGGGUGAGAACCGCUCGUGGGCUGUGGGCAUCUUCACGCUGGCCCUGUUCCUCAACGGUGCCGUCACCGCCGGAUACCUUGGCAACGGUCUCGAUAUCGCGCCAAACUUCUCCGGAACCAUCUUCGGAAUGGCCAACACGCUGUCCUCGUUCGGUGGAUUUGUGUCCGCGUACAUGGUCGGAGUGCUCACGAACGAUAACCAAACCUACGGCCAAUGGCAGAUCGUGUUCUGGAUUCUGGCGGUCAUCUACAUUGUCGGCUCGUCCGCUUACCUCAUCAUGGGCACCGGCGAGCUGCAGCCGUGGAACAACCCACCGGAGAAGGGCGCCAUCGAGAACCGUGAGACUGAGGAGGGAGUUCCGUUGAAUCAGCAAAACCAAAACAACAAGUAAAUCUCAAUGCCUCAACAAUUGUGGUAGCUCUGGACCAAUGGACCAACUUAGAAUCGAUACUUAUCUUUUUGUACGCGAGAAUCGCCAAGAAACCGUGAGCACAUGAGCUGAAUGUGACUGCGAGUGAUUUCAAAUAGUAGAAGAUUUCGAAAAAAACGCGUGCGAGCGUCGUAAGUGCAUCUGAUUUGCUUUAGCAUUUAAUAAUUUAUUUUGUUAAGGGUAUAACGCGACGUGAAGCAAAUCGAAGGUAGUAUUUACAAAGAGCUUGUUAAUUCCCCCACAAAAAAAAACAUCAUUCAGUGAUCGAAACGAACAGAGUGUACUUUUCCCCUCCUUUUACUUAGCAAGAAUGUGAUUCACUUCGACAACAGUUUUGGAAUCUUAUAAUCUGAUAAAAAGAAAAAAAAGAAAACAUAGAUUCCAGUUGACACUGCUUCGAGUUUCAUGUUUUAGUGAAAAUCGUCAACCAAAAUAGUAACAAACAAAAAAAAAA
This is a messenger RNA of Culex quinquefasciatus (southern house mosquito), 2237 nucleotides long. RefSeq names its product sialin. The record is from RefSeq and is a predicted model, not a curated record. Bases 254 to 1744 code for a protein of 496 amino acids. Gene Ontology annotation, biological process: monoatomic anion transport; transmembrane transport. The transcript has 5 exons. Gene Ontology annotation, molecular function: transmembrane transporter activity. Gene Ontology annotation, cellular component: plasma membrane. Lineage: Eukaryota; Metazoa; Arthropoda; Insecta; Diptera; Culicidae.